AUGAACUCCCUCUGGCCCUCGAGGCCCUCGGCCGACGCCUCGGCGGCGCCUGGCAGGCCGGCAGAAGACGCGAGCGCCGCCGCCGCCAUCGCAGACGUCGGUCCCGACCAGCACCAGCCCAGCAGGCCGACCGCCGGUCUCCCAUCCCGCCCCGCCCUGCAGCGCGGACAGCAGCCCCCUCCGCCCGCCGUCCCGCCUCCGCCGUCGCAGCCCGCGCCGUCGCCCGGCGGCGGUCCGCAGCAGCCGCCGGACUCGCUCUCUCUCGCGCAGCUGCGCCGCAUCGUGGCCGAGUUCCCGCGCUCCGAGCCCGUCGCCUACGACUUUGUGUACGAGGACCAGGCUCCGUUCGAGGAGGAGGUGGACGAGUGGUUCGUCUACCAGUUCUGGCAGUGGGUGCGCCUUAACUCGGUGCAGAAGAGCUUCGAGCACGAGUGGGAGCAGGUCUUUGGCGCCGACACCGCGUGGGAAGCUGCCGACGCCGCCAAGAGGAGUCGGUUCGUCGCAGAUGCGCUGGCGGGUAUCAGGGCGCCAGAGGUAAAGGAGCGGGCGAGGUGGAUACCCAUCUUGCUCUAUCUCGUCCUGGGGAGAUGGGGAGCUACAGCUGGCGGUGCCUAUGCAGGGGCGAGAAGGGACGAGAAGAUCAAAUCCGUGGCGACUGCUGCCCAGCUCGAAGCCAUGAAGGAGGCGGCCAGUAUGAUUGCGGACCUCGGAGGUGUUCCGACAAUCUGGGAUGCAUUGAGAAAUGCGUUUGAGCCUUUGUGGGGCGACUUGCAACCUGUGCAGACAAGCCCGCUGCAGGAAUCGCAAGAUGAAUGGACGAAUUUAAUGACCGUCAUGUACAUGCUGGUGCAGCAAGCUGUCAGCAGUCCGCAAGAUAUGAAGGACCUCCGGGAGAAGCUUGUCUCUUUGAACCCAAGCAUACUCUCUUUCAUGAUGGAUACGACUGCCAGGCUACGAUGGGACGAAGGAGGGAUGAUACCCCAAGGCCAGGUGUUUAUGCUCUUCUGGAAAGCCUUGUUACUUGUUUUCGGCGGCAUUGAAGACGUAGCGGAGGUCAAGAGAGCGACUAGUGAAUCGACUCUGGAUGACAAGGAGAAGGAUCUCAUCAUGGCAUCCCCGUUGGAUUACCACGUCUUCCGCCAGGAGAUCACUUCAAAAUACCCUGCUUAUAUACCCCCGCAACCUGUGAUACCCUUAGAGGCGGAGAACAACUCGAUUCUGCUGCCGCUCCAGAACAACUCCUCACGGAACAAUGGUUCUAACGGCAUCCUCCCCGGCCCACCUAACGCACACGCCGGGGGCGCUUCGAUUCUGCACCAACCAGUGCACAUCGCAACCCCGGCCCCGUCACCGCCGCCAUCGCCGGGUGUUGGUGGUAAAGGCGGUAAGAAGCAAAACUAUCAAACGAACCAGAACUUUCCAUUCAUGUAUCCGCCAUUGGAUGCUACUAGCAAUGGCGCCGGCGGGAAAGGCCUUGCAGGCCUGCAAGACCUUCUCGUCGGCCGCAAAUGGGAAGGCAGCGAUGUGCCGGCCUCUAUCCUUGAAGCAGGCGAGCUCUUCUCCAAGCGAGUACGUAUGAAUCGGGCAACUCGACAGCUCUGGGAGGAGCGCGAAAGGUUCAUUCGGUUCGAAAGAGGCUGGGACGACAGCGUAGACGAGGAUCUCAUCGAGGAGCUUGACCUGUCGUCACUCAGUCUUAGCGAGAAAGAAGAACUCGGACUGGUCAAGCCAAAAGAGGGCAAGGCCGGCAUGCCCGCGCCGGAAGUAGACUACGGGCCUCAUCCAGAUGAGGUUGAUGAGCGGAUCAAGAGGAAGCUUGAUGAGCUCGAAAAGUUCUAUGGCGAAUCGCUUCCACAGCUGCAAUCACUCGUGAUUGUCCUAAUGAAGGUGAUGCUCGUGAACGUGGCUGUCGCCAUGUCGCAAGGCAGCGCUCUCCAGCCUCAUCCCGGGAUGGGGGGGCCCAACAACGGCGGGCGGUUGAAUAGCAUGAUGGAAGCCGCAAACGCUAUCAAUGGUUCUGGAGCAGAGGGUGAGACAUCUGCCGAAGAGCUCGAUGCGGCAAGGACGAGAGAGAUCAACACGAAAGCGGUCUCUGGGAUUCUCCUGCUCCUGUUGAAGUGGUUCAAGGUCUCACACGUACUCAAGUUUGAGUAUCUGACACAGCUUUUGCUGGACUGCAACUACGUUCCAGUCCUUUUGAAGCUGUGGGCUCAUCAGGAUGUGCAGCAACUGGUCGAUAGCAAGACCGAUCGUCUCGAGAACAGCUUCUUCUACUUCUGUAAUGUCAGAGCUGGCGCUCCCGAGAAACCCCAAGAGGACACGGAUCAGGCACCGCAAGAAGAGCCGCCGGAAGAGGAAGAAGCAAGUGAAGACGAAGCUGCUCCGCCCCCAAUAAAGAGGCGCCGGUCACCUCCCCGGCCUCAAGCGCAGCAAUCCAAUAACUUUGUGCCCAACAACGGAGAUCAGACGGGCCCAACGCGCCCCGAGGUUGACGAGCUCGGCUAUCCCCUAAACGAUCUCCCCAACGAGCCCAUCACGGACUUUUCGCGCCGCAACUUCUUCAGCCUCAUCAACCUGCUGCGGGUGAUGCAGAAGAUCUGCAAGAACAAGGCCCACCGCAACCUGCUGCUGGUCCACUACAAGUCGUCCAACUUCCUGCGGCGGAUGCUCAAGGUGCCGCAGCCGGAGCUGCGGCUGUACACGCUGAAGCUGUUCAAAAACCAGGUGCCCUACUGCGGGCGCAAGUGGCGGCAGGGCAACAUGCGGGUCAUCACGGCCGUGUACCUGCACUGCCGGCCCGAGCUGCGAGACGAGUGGCUGGCGGGCUCGGACGUCGACGCCGAGGUGGAGGAGGCGCUCCCCCUGGAGCAGGCGCUCCGGAGCCUGACGCACUGGUUCAACGUGCGGCGGUACCCGGACAAGAUGGCUGCCGAGGUCAGGGCGGCGCUGCGGGAGGAGCAGGACUUCUUUGUGCGCGAGCUGGACAAGCUCGACCUUCAGUGGGGCGAGGUGGGAGAUGGCGAGAGCGUGAUGAGCGAGUGGGACGGCAUGCCGGGUUGA
This is a messenger RNA of Thyridium curvatum, 3060 nucleotides long. RefSeq lists its product as uncharacterized. Gene Ontology annotation, biological process: cytoskeleton organization. Gene Ontology annotation, cellular component: cytosol. The transcript has 7 exons. The coding region runs from base 1 to 3060 and encodes 1019 amino acids. Lineage: Eukaryota; Fungi; Ascomycota; Sordariomycetes; Thyridiales; Thyridiaceae. The record is from RefSeq and is a predicted model, not a curated record.